AUGUCUAAAACUUUGAAAACUCAUCAAUCUCAGAGCCGAAAAUCUCUAGGCUCAUCUCCAGAAAGAACAAAAGCCUGCAUUGCUUCAGCGCUAUCAAAGCCUAGCAACAUAAAAGUCAUUGCCAGAUUUCGACCACUUUUAGACUUUGAAUAUGUAAGCUUAAUUUAGCGACUUUCAGAAAGUCGAGAAUCAGUCACUUUUCAAGGCGACAACCAAGUGGGCAUCGUAAAAGGCAAAGAAAUAGAGUACUACACUCUGGACCGCAUUUUUGACCCAGAUUCUUCUCAAGAAGAAGUCUAUGAAUUCGUGGGAAAACCAACGAUCGAAGAUGUCCUUAAUGGCUACAACGGUACAAUAUUCGCCUAUGGCCAAACUGGCUCAGGGAAAACACAUACCAUGAUGGGGCUGAAUAUUUAUGACACGGAUACCCGUGGAGUGAUCCCACGAUCUGUCAGUCAAAUUUUUGAAGCUGUAGAGUCAGAUGGCGGAGACAUAGAGUACACUAUUAAAUGUUCUAUGCUCGAAAUUUAUAAAGAAACGUUAAAAGACUUAUUGGAUCCUCAACCUUUAAAUUUGAAGAUAAAACAAUGCCCAAGCAAAGGAAUUUAUGUGCAGGGGCUCACAGAAGUGUCUAUUACGUCAGAAGACGACAUGCUAGAACUGCUGUCACUUGGGGAACAAAUUAGAUCAGUAGCGAGCACGAGACUGAACAAAACGUCUUCAAGGUCGCAUUUGAUUUUUAUUAUAGAAGUUUGCCAGAAACUCCCAAAUGACAGCGAGAAAAGGGGAAAGUUAAAUUUGGUUGAUUUGGCUGGCAGUGAAAAAGUUAGUCUAUCAGGGGUAACUGGCACAAAACUAGAAGAAACUAAAAAAAUCAAUUUGUCAUUAUCUGCUUUAGGGAAUGUUAUACAUGCACUGUCAUCAAAAGCAGAUCAUAUCCCUUAUAGGGAUUCAAAACUAACAAGGCUGCUGCAAGAGUCUUUAGGAGGGAACUAUAAGACGACUUUACUGGUAACCUGCUCACCAUCCAUUAGAUUUAUGGAAGAGACUUAUAAUACUCUUUCUUUUGCAAUAAGGGCUAAAGCUAUAAAAAAUAAAGUGAAAAUCAAUAUUAAAAACUCCAUUGACAGCUAUUUACAGAUCAUAGAGCAAAUGAAGCUAGAGCUUGACUCUGCAAAAUUAGAAAUACAGUUAUUAAGGGGAGAAAGGGAGCUAAAUUCUACAGUCGACUCCAAAUCGCUUUGUUCCACCCCCGCUAACAAAAAAAUUGAUGAUAAAGACUCUCAUUCUCAAAUAAACAAAUACGGAGAAAUGAGACUGGCUGUGUCAAUAGAAGACUUAAGAAGCAACAAAACAACUGACUCAUCAAGAUUCGACAAAAAGUCCCCAGAAUCAAUAUAUGACUUAGACUCCUUAGCUUUUUCUUUUGAUAAGCCAAAUUCCGAAUUUUCUCUCUCACCAUAUGCAGAAGGCGAAACUUUUCAAAAAAUCGUCGAAAAAUUCGAAAGGGAUACGACUGGUUUAAACAAAAAAGUAAAACACCUGUCCAGAGAAAACCAAGAACUCGUUGAAAAAACCAAAAAAUUAGAGACUGAGCUCAUUUCAUCAAGAACAAAGCUGCUGAAGGCUGAGCAGCUUUCUCACGAGUACUACGAAAUUUAUGCAAAAACAGCACUCAACGCAAAUAAAGAAUCAAGUGAAAUUAAGGCACUUAAAGAACAAAAUGACAGCUUGCAUAGAGAAAUUAAAAAGAUUACAAAAGUAAUCCAGGAUAUUGACGAUCGACAAAAAAGGAUGAAAGAAAAUAAACUGCAUACAACUUUUGUAGAAUUUGAAGAACUUACAGACGCCAGCAUCCCUAAAGAUUAUGUCCCAAUCAUUACUGAAGAAAAUGAAGCUAUUUCAGAGCAGACAACAGCUUUUAAUUUAGAAACAGUAAAAGUUGAGCUCACAACUGACGCAGAGCAGCUGAACUUGUCAAACGUGUAUUCAUCAGAAAUCAAAAGAGCUCUAGAAGGGAAUGCAGAACUCAAUAGAGAAAUUUCAAUUUUCCAUUUGAAGAGCCAAAUUAUUCAAGCAGGAAUAAUUAAUGCAAACCUGAUGAAAACUAUUCAUGCACUGAAUUGGAAAAUAGAGCUGCAAGAACACAAGUAUCAGAUGAAAAAGACACUUUGUAGACGUCAAGAAGACCAAAUAAGAGGACUUGAAAAAAUGAUUGACCAUCUGCAUAUUUCUCACAUGCACAUGAUAAAGCUCCUCAAUCAGAUCGACCAUGAAAAAAUCGUCCCCAAAGUUGAAUUCAAUAUCCCACGGUCCCUUAUACUAAAGCCUUUUUCACAAAAGCAAGGCAGAUUUAAAAGUUCAAGGACUCCAAAACCAGUCCAAGACCAUAGUGCAGACAACUCAAUACAAGGUACAUUAAGUCUCGAAGUUUUUACCGCACCUCAUGACCAUCCUCAGUUAAAUAUCAGAUUUAAAGCUAUGGAAACCAGCCUGGAGCUUCAAAAAAUGUACAACCUUGAGCUAAAAAAAUCAAAUGAGUUCCAAAAGCAGCAGGUCGACAAUUAUAAAAAUAUAUUGCAGACUUUGGAGCAGGAUAUUUUUAAAGUUCAAAGGGUUGAAAAGGACAGAUGGAGCAAGUUUUUCUCGGAUUUAAAGGAAAAUUGUGAAAAAGAACUGAUUAGGAAGCAAACAGAAGUAAUAAAAUUACAUCAGCUGCUAGGAGAGUGGAUUGAUAAGUUUAUGACUCUUCAAGAGUGUAUUAGUUCGCCUGAAAAACUGCUGCCAAAGCACUUAAAAGAGGACCUGAGCUUUUUAGUUGAAGCUACAAAGCAGGCAGUUCUGGUGGAAGGGAGCUUCAAAGAAGUAUUGCCAAAAACGCCUCUGAAAAAAUCUAUGCGGCAAACAUCGGUGGGUUAUAUAAAGCCAACAGGAGAUAACCCAAUAUAA
Molecule: messenger RNA, 2949 nt
Organism: Blepharisma stoltei
Lineage: Eukaryota; Ciliophora; Heterotrichea; Heterotrichida; Blepharismidae
Source: the annotation of a GenBank genome assembly